GAGCCGAGGGGCGCCGUCCGUCAUGGGGAACCGGGGCAUGGAGGACCUGAUCCCCCUGGUCAACCGGCUGCAGGAUGCCUUCGCCGCCAUCGGCCAGAACGCCAACCUGGACCUGCCGCAGAUCGCCGUGGUGGGGGGGCAGAGCGCCGGGAAGAGCUCCGUGCUGGAGAACUUCGUCGGAAGGGACUUUCUGCCCCGUGGAUCUGGAAUUGUCACCAGACGCCCCUUGGUUCUGCAGCUGGUUAAUGCCACAACUGAGUAUGGUGAGUUCCUGCACUGCAAAGGGAAGAAGUUCACGGACUUUGAUGACAUUCGUCAGGAGAUUGAAGCCGAGACCGACCGAGUCACUGGCUCCAACAAGGGCAUCUCGCCCGUCCCGAUCAACCUGCGAGUUUAUUCCCCUCACGUCCUAAGCCUGUCCCUGGUGGACCUUCCUGGGAUGACCAAGGUUCCAGUUGGAGACCAGCCUCCAGACAUUGAGUUCCAGAUUCGCGACAUGCUCAUGCAGUUUGUCACCAAGGAGAACUGCCUCAUCCUUGCUGUCUCCCCAGCCAAUGCGGAUCUGGCCAACUCUGACGCUCUUAAGAUCGCAAAAGAAGUUGAUCCUCAGGGCCAACGUACCAUUGGCGUCAUCACCAAGUUGGACCUCAUGGAUGAAGGAACCGAUGCUCGGGAUGUUCUGGAGAACAAGCUACUUCCACUAAGGAGAGGUUACAUCGGCGUGGUUAACCGGAGCCAGAAAGAUAUCGAUGGGAAAAAGGACAUUCAGGCAGCCUUAGCCGCAGAGCGCAAGUUUUUUCUCUCCCACCCAGCGUACCGGCACAUGGCGGACCGUAUGGGCACUCCCUUCCUGCAGAAAAUUUUGAACCAGCAACUGACCAAUCACAUCCGCGACACGCUGCCAGGCCUGCGGAACAAGCUCCAGAGUCAGCUGCUGUCGAUCGAGAAGGAAGUAGACGAAUACAAGAACUUCCGCCCCGAUGACCCAGCUCGCAAGACGAAAGCUUUGCUCCAGAUGGUUCAGCAGUUUGCUGUGGACUUUGAGAAACGCAUUGAAGGUUCUGGAGAUCAGAUCGAUACCUAUGAACUCUCUGGUGGUGCUCGGAUCAACCGCAUCUUCCACGAGCGAUUCCCUUUUGAGCUGGUGAAGAUGGAAUUUGAUGAGAAGGAACUCCGAAGAGAGAUCAGCUAUGCUAUUAAGAACAUCCACGGUAUCAGAACGGGCCUCUUCACGCCUGACCUCGCUUUUGAAGCCAUAGUGAAAAAACAGGUGCAGAAACUGAAGGAGCCUUGUCUGAAGUGUGUGGACAUGGUAGUGAGCGAGCUCACGUCCACCAUCAGAAAGUGUAGCAACAAGCUGAGCCAAUAUCCUCACCUGCGGGAGGAGAUGGAGCGGAUAGUGACCACGCACAUCCGGGAUCGAGAAGGGAAGACCAAAGAUCAGGUCAUGCUUCUGAUAGACAUUGAGUUGGCCUACAUGAACACCAACCACGAAGAUUUCAUUGGAUUUGCCAACGCCCAGCAGAGGAGCAGCCAAGUCAGUAAGAAAAAAACGGCGGGUAAUCAGGAUGAGAUCCUGGUGAUCCGCAAGGGUUGGCUUACUAUCAACAAUAUUGGCAUCAUGAAGGGCGGCUCCAAAGAAUACUGGUUUGUCCUGACAGCUGAGAACCUCUCGUGGUACAAAGAUGACGAGGAGAAAGAGAAGAAGUACAUGCUGCCGGUGGACAACUUGAAGGUGCGAGAUGUGGAGAAAGGGUUCAUGUCGAGCAAGCACAUCUUUGCGCUCUUCAACACGGAGCAAAGGAAUGUUUACAAAGAUUACCGUCAACUGGAGCUGGCCUGUGAAACCCAGGAGGAGGUGGACAGCUGGAAGGCGUCCUUCCUGCGGGCUGGAGUUUACCCAGAGCGUGUUGGGGCUGGGGAAUCGGAAGAGAAUGGCUCUGACAGUUUAAUGCACUCAAUGGAUCCCCAGCUUGAGAGGCAAGUGGAAACCAUCCGGAACCUGGUCGAUUCCUACAUGGCCAUCGUCAACAAAACCAUCCGUGAUCUCAUGCCCAAGACCAUCAUGCACCUUAUGAUAAACAACACAAAGGAGUUUAUCCAUUCGGAGCUGCUCGCCAACCUCUAUUCCUGCGGGGACCAGAACACCCUCAUGGAGGAGUCGGUCGAACAAGCCCAGCGGCGUGACGAGAUGCUGCGCAUGUACCACGCCCUGAAAGAGGCCCUGAACAUCAUCGGGGACAUCAACACCACCACCAUCAGCACCCCGCUGCCUCCGCCGGUGGACGACUCUUGGCUGCAGGUGCAGAGCAUACCGUCCGGACGCAGGUCUCCCACCUCCAGCCCCACGCCGCAGAGAAGAGCGCCUGCAGUCCCACCCACCAGGCCUGGAUCGCGAGGACCAGCUCCUGGACCUCCGCCUGCUGGUGGUCCCAGCCUCGGUGGUGCGCCCCCUGUGCCUUCCCGGCCGGGGGCCUCUCCUGAUCCUUUCGGGCCUCCCCCGCAAGUUCCCUCUCGGCCCAACCGUGCACCCCCUGGGGUCCCAAGCCGGCCUGGGAAAGCUAGUCCCUCCCGCCCGGAGAGUCCAAAGCCACCGUUUGACUUGUAAUCCUGCUCUCUUGAGAUCCAUCCUUUAUCUGCCUCUUAGCUGUCCUGUCCUGGAAUGGUCGAACGCACAUCUUAAAACCCACAGCUUUGUUCUGUCGUAGCUUGUGGCUUGCACAUAUCAGAUGCAACUCUAGUGAAACUGGUUUUUUUUCCCCUUCCUCCUGGUUGUUUAAAAGGAACUUUAAACGAAGCCAAUGAGUUAUAUUGUAGUAAUGAAGAACAUCUUUACUGUUAUAUAAAUAUUUAUAAAUAUCUAUAUAUAUAUAUAUAAAGAUCUAAAUCUAUAUGGUGUCCAGAUGUUUUAAGCCUUCAAUGCCUCCACUGUUGAUUUUAGCAAAUACUUGAGUAGGAAGAAUGUGCAUAUAUAUAUAUAUAUAUAUAUAU
Molecule: messenger RNA, 2991 nt
Organism: Candoia aspera
Lineage: Eukaryota; Metazoa; Chordata; Lepidosauria; Squamata; Candoiidae
Gene: DNM1
Product: dynamin 1
Exons: 21
Coding region: 23-2608 (861 amino acids)
Biological process (GO): synaptic vesicle endocytosis; receptor internalization
Cellular component (GO): membrane; cytoplasm; microtubule
Molecular function (GO): GTP binding; GTPase activity; microtubule binding
Source: RefSeq, a predicted model, not a curated record